This is a messenger RNA of Chaetomium strumarium, 1500 nucleotides long. Its product is annotated as pheromone A receptor-domain-containing protein. The annotation marks the transcript as partial. Gene Ontology annotation, biological process: G protein-coupled receptor signaling pathway. The transcript has 3 exons. The record is from RefSeq and is a predicted model, not a curated record. Lineage: Eukaryota; Fungi; Ascomycota; Sordariomycetes; Sordariales; Chaetomiaceae. Gene Ontology annotation, cellular component: plasma membrane. Gene Ontology annotation, molecular function: mating-type factor pheromone receptor activity.
AUGGCCUCAACGAACAGCACGCAGCCGGUCAACAAAUGGGCCCUCUUUGGCUUCACCACCACGUCAGAGGAGCGCAUUGGACCCGGGCCGCCAUACACGCACCCAGCCCUGCAGGUCAACCUCUUCUUCAGGGUGUUCCUCGGCAUCGUCUCCCUCUUUGUCACCUGGGUCCCAGCACGACUCCUCUGGCGGAACGGCGAGUUCGGCGGCACGGUCCUCUGUGUGAUGCUGCUGGUGCUCAACCUCCAGACCGUCAUCAACGCCCUGAUAUGGCGCGACGACAACGUGGAGACGUGGUGGGCGGGCUACGGCUGGUGCGACAUCCAGGCCUACUCCAACUUUGCCCUGCACACGGCCUUCAACAUCAGCCUAUUCGAGAUCAUGCGCGGCCUGGCGUCCAAAGUGGCGCUCGACCGCGCUGUCAAGCUGACUCGCAGCGAGCGGCGCCGCCAGCGCAUUGUCUCGGCCCUGGUCAUCUUCACCUUUCCCGUCAUCCAGGUGAUCCUCAUCUACUUCGCCACCUUCGGUCGAUAUAACAUCUCGACCUUGGUGGGCUGCGAUGCCGUCUACUACCCCAACUGGAUCUUCCUGGUCUUCUACAUCCUACCUACUCCUAUCUUUGCCGUCGGAGCGGCUUACAUGGCAGGUGUAACCUUCUACCGCUAUCGGAAAAUCGACAAGGCCACCCGAGACGUUGCCCGUUCCCAGGACGGCGUCGCGGCGGCCAGGCAGGAGCGGGUCAGGAAGAAGCUCUACUUCAUGACGCUCUUCUGCAUCAUCGUGGUGUUGCCCCUAAUCAUGGUCCUCUUGUUCAGGAACAUCGUCCAGGGCGCCCCCUGGAACCUGCCUUACGACUUCUACGCGCUCCACUUCGGCCCGGACCCCUUGAACAUCUACUUCAUCUCCUUCACCACGUCCGACAUGAUGGACUUCCCGUCGCUGGCCAUCAGCUUCAUCGCCGAGCUGGCCGGCAUCGCCGUCUUCAUCCCCUUCGGCACCACCCCGGAGGCGCUGAAUAUGUACCGCAAGCUGCUUUUGGCCUUCGGACUGGGGUACAUCUUCCCCGGACUGCGGGAAGAGUACGUGCCGCGCCCGAAACGCGGCUCCUCGCUGUGGUCGUCGUUCACCCGCUCCCUGCGCGGCAAGGGUCUCCUCUCAUCGAUCACCACAUUCACCCGCAAAGACAGCCUUCUCCCCACCGCUGAGCAGGUCUCGCUCACGAGCCGGCCCGACAGAGCUCCCUCGUCCUCCGUGACCCAGCCGCGCAACAUGGCCAUGGACACGGAACUCGUACCCAUCCAGUAUCCUGAGAAGACCGCCGCAGGCUCCUCCUCCGUCUCCCACCACAACCCGUGGCCCGACCUCUCCGCGGCCGAGAUAGACGCCGCCACGGCCCAGGUCGAAGCCGGGUCAUCCCAUCGACUCCGCAACCCCUUUCCCUUUCCUACCCUAGUCAGCAUCGCCAAGCCGCCUGUCAGAUUCCCUUCUUUAUCCAUCCCU